CACGCUGUAGACAUCAGACAGGCUGCAGAUGUCCUGUCCCGUCUGCAGCAGUCUGCCUCGGCACCUUGUCUGCCCGGCAUGCCCUUGGAUAUUACUUGCCCUCCUUUUGCGAGAAGUACUGUGGAAAUAUAGAAAUCACUAAACACUAACAGAAGACAUCGCAGUAGGUCCGAGCGUACCUGGAUUCUUGACACUUUUACGCUGCGUCUGUCUGAUCUAAAGGGUUUUUUCAGUCGGUCUAUACUUUUUUUGUUGUUGUCGUACCGACUUUUCCCAAAUCGACGUGUAUGGAUCUACCAUGGCUACGUUUGCAUGCAGGGUGCAGUUCUUAGAUGAUACUGAUCCAUUUAAUAGCACAAAUUUUCCGGAGCCGACCAGACCCCCACAAUUCCCAUUCAGAGAGGAUAUUCCGCUCAUCAAUCAGAUCGCUGGAGUUCACAGACUUCUGAAAGCCCCACACAAGCUCGAUGACUGUGCUUUACAGUUGUCUCAUAAUGGCAGUUAUCUGGACUUGGAGUCCACCUUGGCUGAGCAGAGAGAUGAACUUGAAGGAUUUCAGGAGGAUGGAGGGAGAGGAAAGAAACACAGUAUAAUCCUGAGAACACAGCUGUCUGUCAGAGUACAUGUCUGCAUUGAAAAGCUCUACAAUUCGACCGGACGUGAGCUGCGAAGAGCACUGUUCUCCCUCAAGCAGAUCUUUCAGGAUGAUAAAGAUUUGGUGCAUGAGUUUGUGAUAGCUGAAGGACUCACAUGUCUUAUUAAAGUGGGAGCUGAUGCUGACCAAAACUACCAGAACUACAUCCUCAGAGCUCUUGGGCAGAUCAUGCUGUAUGUGGAUGGAAUGAAUGGGCUUAUCGGACACAAUGAAGCUGUACAGUGGCUUUACACACUGGUUGGAUCAAAGUUCCGGUUGGUUGUUAAAACUGCUCUGAAGCUGCUGCUGGUUUUUGUGGAAUACACUGAGUCCAAUGCACCUCUACUCAUCCAGGCUGUCAACACCGUGGACAACAAGCAAGGCUGUAAGCCCUGGUCCAAUGCCAUGGAGAUCCUAGAUGAGAAAGAUGGAAUGGACACUGAGCUGUUGGUUUAUGCCAUGACCCUUAUUAACAAGACAUUGGCUGGGCUUCCUGACCAGGACACGUUCUAUGAUGUGGUUGACAGUCUGGAGGAGCAGGGCAUGGAGGCCGUGGCCAAGAGACAUGUCAACAGGAAGGGCACAGAUUUGGACCUAGUGGAACAGUUCAAUAUCUAUGAGUCAACCCUUCGUCAUGAAGAUGGUGAUGAUGAGACACAACCUCCUCCAUCCGGACACAAAAGUCGGCGUCGGGCCAGCCUAGGCGACACUUCUGAGAGGCGGGGUUUAGAACGUCGCCGCAGCCGAAGACACUCGCUCCAAAAUGGGAAAGGCCACACUUCUGCUCCUUCUUCCCCCUGCCACAGCCACACACCCAACAUCCUGCCCCUCAAUGGCCAGAAGAUAGACAAUAUUAGUGAAAGCACUGGCUGUGCAGGUACGUAUCCUGGCAGGUCAUCUGGGGUGUCCAGUGCCCCCUCCACACCCUAUAACCGCUUCGGCCCCUCAGGAGGAACACCUGCAGACAGUAAGCCCGACAGGUCUACUCUUGGUGGAUUGUUAACCUCCUCCUACAGGCAGCACCAGGAGUCUCUCAAUGCUGAACGUGAGCGGAGGCGCCUGGAGAGAGAGGAGAGACUUCAGCGCAUUGAAAGAGAGGAGAGAAGCCGUUUCAAGUGUGCUCAUGUUGAUUCUCUUUAUUGCAGUCGGGAUUAUGAGGACAAGAGAGAAGAGGUCAGACAAGCUCGAGAAGAAAGAUAUAAGCAAUUGGAGCGGCUGGCAGCAGAGGAAAAUGAAAGGGAACGGCCAAGAUCGACAAAACGGGGGCGAACAGAAAUCACACUCAGCCUGAGUUCACGAACCUCCAGCAGUUCAUUGUCUCGUUCUGCCACCCCUUUGACUGCCGAGGCUCAAGAGGAUAAAUGCUCUGUUCUACAUCAAACACGAGGAACUGAGUCUGAGACAAGCCGCACAGAGCAGGCAGCAGUUGUGUGGCCUUCGUCAGAGCCUCCCUCUGCCUCAGUGCCUGUGCUGGUCUCGCCUUCCAAACCAGAGGAGGAGCAGAGACCGGUGGAAACGUCAGACAUCACACUCUCUCUGUCUCCAGCAAACUUUGAGCUAGAGAGACCUGAAAAAGAGGAGAAAGCUGAGGAUGAUGAAGCAGAAGAGUGUGAGGAAAUGGUGUUGAGUGGAAUGGAAGAUGAAAAGAAAGAAAAACCAGAAGGAAACUUUGAGGAAGAUACUAAUGGUACAGGUACAGAGGAGUGUGUGAGAAAGCAAAUGUUAGAGAGGGAUGUAGAGGAGAGUGUCCUCCUGAGUGAGAAGGAAAGGCAGAAUGAGGAGCUAAAUGAGAAAGAUAACUGCUCUGCCUCCAGCAUCUCCUCAGCCAGCAGCACUCUGGAGAGAGAAGAACGAGAGGAGAAACAUGUCAGUGACAAUGACUCAGGCCAGUGGGGAGACUGUAUGAAUACAGUGGAUGUGAACGGUCAGUGCAACAAAGUUCUUAACAGCAAACGCUUCAUGCUGGACAGGCUUUAUGCUCAAAACAAAAAUGGAGAGGAAGAUGAGAAAGAAAAGGAGAAUGAGAAUGAGAAAGGGUGUACAGUGCAGGGUUCCUCUGUGACCAGCCUCGCUAGUCGCAUCUGCACUCUGGAGGCACGUCGGCAAGCUUGCGAGGACAACAUGACGAUAUUAGAAGUGAAUCAUCUAGAUAACCAAGGUAGCGUACUGGCUGUGGCCGAGAAAUUUGGAGAUUUGGUUAAAGGACUGGUAUUGCCUCAUGAGGUGAAGCAUUCUGGGAAGGAAAAGCAGCAAUCACCGGAAAAACCUCUGCCGGCUCCUACACCAACACCCCCUAAAAAGGAGUCAGACCACAUAUGGGACCAGCUAAUGGCCACACCACGGGAGCUACGCAUCAAAGAGCUGGACUUUACAGACUUGGGAGAGGAGGAUGAUGUGGACAUUUUGGAUGUCAGUAACGUGAUCGGGUCAAGUGACCUCACACCACCUCCUCCACCAUCACCCUUCUUUCCUAGCCUUCCGCCCCCGCCACCUUUAUUUGGAUGCCCUCCACCUCCCCCUAUCCCUUGCAUGAUGAUGCCCCCUCCACCACCUUUUUUGGCUUCAGUACCUUCACCACAUCUCGUAUCUCCUCAACUUAGUCGAGGAGAAUCCCCGCUCUUCCAGAAGAAGAAGAAGACCAUCCGGUUGUUUUGGAAUGAGGUCAGACCUAUAGACUGGCAGUACAGCAACCACAAGAGAUGCAGGGAAUCACUGUGGUCUAAACUUGAACCGGUCAAACUGGACACAUCCAAGUUGGAAAACCUGUUUGAGACAAAGUCCAAGGAGCUGCCAGUUACAAAGAAAACAGCAGCAGAUGGGAAGCGUCAGGAGAUCAUCGUUCUGGAUUCCAAAAGAAGUAACGCCAUCAACAUUGGCCUGACGGUUCUGCCACCUCCUCGUACCAUCAAAACAGCCAUCCUCAACUUUGAUGAGUAUGCCUUGAGCAAAGAGGGCAUAGAGAAAAUCCUGACAAUGAUUCCUACGGAGGAGGAGACGCAGAAGAUUCAGGAGGCCCAGCUGGUGAACCCUGAUACUCCGCUAGGCAGUGCAGAGCAGUUUCUCCUCAUUCUGUCCUCCAUCAGUGAACUGUCUGCUCGCUUGCAGCUCUGGGCCUUUAAGAUGGACUAUGACACUCUAGAGAAGGAGGUAGCAGAGCCACUACAGGACCUGAAGGAGGGCAUGGACCAAUUAGAGAAGAAUAAGACCCUGCGCUACAUCCUUUCAACUCUGUUAGCUAUUGGCAACUUUCUCAAUGGGACCAAUGCUAAAGGCUUUGAGCUGAGUUAUCUAGAGAAAGUUCCUGAAGUGAAGGACACCGUUCACAAGCAGUCUCUGCUGCAUCACGUCUGCUCCCUCGUCGUGGAGAGGUUUCCAGAGAGUUCAGACCUCUACUCUGAGAUUGGAGCCAUAACUCGCUCGGCUAAAGUUGACUUCGACCAGCUGCAGGAUAACCUAUGUCAGAUGGAACACCGCUGCAAAGCAUCCUGGGACCACCUGAAGAUCAUCGGCAAACAUGAAAUGAAACCAGCCCUCAAGCAGCGCAUGUCAGACUUCCUUAAAGACUGUGCAGAAAGAAUUAUCAUCCUAAAAAUUGUCCAUCGCCGCAUCAUAAACAGGUUUCACUCAUUCCUGCUGUUCCUGGGCCACCCGGCGUACGCGAUACGAGAGGUGAGCGUCCACCGCUUCAGUAGGAUUCUGAGUGAAUUUGCUCUUGAGUACCGCACCACCAGAGAGCGAGUGCUUCAGCAGAAACAGAAACGAGCCAAUCACCGCGAGAGGAACAAGACACGGGGCAAAAUGAUCACAGAGAGUGGGAAGUUUGCAGGAACUCCUCUGGAGGGUCAGGAGUGUCAGCCGCAGGGUUUGGGCUACACGGAGGACGCAGCUGAACAUGAGCAGAUGACUGCUGUGCUUCGUACCAGCCUGCAGAGCGGCGAUAGUCCAUCCUCUGUACUCCCCGGCCUCCGCACACGGACUCGAGCCACUCGAGGCCAUACAGCACUUUUGUCUGCUGCAAAUGAAGACGCUUCUAAUUGCACAAAUGAUCCAGCGGAUGAGAUCAUGGAACGGAUUGUGAAAUCAGCCACUCAGGUCCCCAGUCAGCGCGCACAGCCCCGCGAGAGGAGACGCUCCAGAGCCAACCGCAAAUCCUUGAGAAGAACACUGAAGAAUGGUCUUACGCCGGAGGAGGCGCAGGCGCUGGGGUUGGCCAGCAGCUCUGAGAUGCAAGUGUGAGACAGCAGCCGCUCAGGGUCUCUAAACACAAAUGAGCUGGAGAAGGUCACUGUAACUUGAGUUUGCUUGAAUCUGGAGCGGGUGCAGGUUUCUGCGUUUGAACGGUUAUUGGCGUGGACACUUUGUAUUCUUACAGGUGAAAGGGAUUAUAAUCACUAACCCAUUAUACUUUACUUAUCCUGGAACAUGUAGUCAGACCUUACUCCAUUUACUAGCUUAUGCAUUUUGUCCCAAGAGGAUCAUUGAAACUACUCAGGUGCAUGUUCACUGUUCCUGCAGAUUGUUGAUGAUAUCCCAAACAUCCGUUUGAUUGCAUUUUUGGAAGCGAACAAGCACAAUGUCCUGGUGCACAACAUUUAUAGAUGCGCACACACACACACACACACACACACACACAGCCUGCAGAAUGCUGAUUGUCCAGUUCUCCAGUACAGAGACCAAUGUGCGUCUCUUACCCGUGUGGCCUUCAGAAUGAUCCCAAAGAACUGUGUUUGAAGAUGACUGGAUGCCCUCCCACCAUUUUUGUUUGUACUGGCUGUUUUGAUGAAUAUUAAGUAGCAGCACCUUUAGCGUUCCUAUCUCGUGUAAAUCAGCAGCGAUUCUUCUCUGGUUUACUGCUGUGGUAAAACUUGUUUUGUUUUGUUUUAUCUGUUUUAAAAAAGCAGGGCUUCUUACGUUAGGGAGAAAAAAAAAACGUAAAACCAUUUUCUUUCAUUUCUGCUGAACCUUGAAAUCUCCUUUUGUGAUUUAAACCUGUUGAGCUUGGAUAAAGAUGAUCUAAUAACUUGGCACACAAAUGAGAACAAACUAGAAAGUCGUCUUUCUCUUUUUCCCUCCAGCUGUCAUUUCCUCAUACAUAAUCUCUAUAGUAAUACAUUCAUUUCAUACCUUGCAACAUGCAAAAUUAGACAAUUGUCUGUUUAAAUUAAAUAACUUCUAUCCAUAUUUGUUUUUUUAUUAUUAUUUCUAUGAGUGCCUUGCAGAAAUGUUUUUUGUGAGAAUCUUAUUAUUUGGUCAGAAAAGGAAGGAAGAAAGAAACAUUCAGAUUUUAGGGAAUUUCAAGGGAUAGAUAUAGUUGACCCAAAAAUGUUUAUUUUGUCAUCAUUUCCUCUACAGUAUUCUUAACCCAUCUGGAUAAAUUGGAUAUUUUGAUCAAGUUGUGAGUCGACAGUUAACUUUCUAGUGAUCAGUGAAUAAAAACUAGUUCAAUUUUCAUGAAAAAAAAAGACAAAAAAAAAAUAAUAACGUCAACACAGCCUUUUCAUUUUCCCCCCUCAUUGUGGUACCAAUCAACCAACGUUUUUUUGUUUUUAUUUUACCAGAUACACAUCCAUUGUCAAUGAUAGUAGUACAAUUCAGCACCUUAUCAUGUGUAGCAUGCAAUUUCGAAAGGAAUUUGAAAAUGUAAUAUUUUAGACAUUUUUUUCCACCUUUUCCCCUCAGAUUUUUAUUCUGAGUAUCAUGUGGAUAAGAGAUUAGAUACAUGUAAAGUAGAAGCUUGACAUGAUGCUGUAAAAUUGUGUAAAUGUCACUUAAACGUUUUUAUUUUUUUGUUGUGUUCAUGUUUUGUUUGUAUUUUGUAUAGUAUAGUGUAUCAUAGGUCAAAAGCAGUGUUAUUUUGUGCAAAUCCUAAUUUAAGAGAAAAUAAGCCAUGCAUGGUUCAAACAAUAACAAAUGUGUCAGCAGGCGAUGUCAUUAAGUGGGUGGAGCCUGUCAUGUCCCGAUAUCCUGUGAACAUAGCUUUUGUUUCAUGUGUUUACGCAGCACAGACUUGAAACAUUGUCAUGCACCCAUCAGCCCUGCUCAAAUGGCCUUUGAUAUUUUUGCACUCACAUAGUUUCACCCAUUGCUUCAAGUGCCAUAAAACAUUGGUUUUGAAUAAAAGAUGGUGAAUGUGAAAAUCUGACUUCUAAAUUACGAAAGGAAAAGCAUUUUCUGUACUUUGCAAUAAAACGCUUUUACAGCAACAUCAA
Molecule: messenger RNA, 6843 nt
Organism: Carassius gibelio (silver crucian carp)
Lineage: Eukaryota; Metazoa; Chordata; Actinopteri; Cypriniformes; Cyprinidae
Product: FH1/FH2 domain-containing protein 3-like
Exons: 25
Coding region: 299-4870 (1523 amino acids)
Biological process (GO): sarcomere organization; actin filament network formation; cardiac myofibril assembly
Cellular component (GO): cytoplasm; cytoskeleton
Molecular function (GO): actin filament binding
Source: RefSeq, a predicted model, not a curated record